Sesamum indicum (sesame) is the source of this 1457-nucleotide messenger RNA. Its product is annotated as F-box protein At4g00755. The record is from RefSeq and is a predicted model, not a curated record. Gene Ontology annotation, molecular function: protein binding. Lineage: Eukaryota; Viridiplantae; Streptophyta; Magnoliopsida; Lamiales; Pedaliaceae.
CCCUCCCCCAAGACAACAAAAAGGAGAGAGGAAUGCAGAGAUUCUAUUUCUGUAGUUCAGUCCUUCAUAUCUACUCACUGCGUUUCUGACAUUGAAUCUCUCUUGAAAGGUUGGAUCUUUAAGGGAAAAGAGAUGAGUUCAGAUUAUUCCUUUCUGUACUAGAGAAAUCUUACAUGAAUUAAUAGCGGUCUUUUAGAUGGCGACUGGUAGAAAUUUUAUGGAUUAUUUUGAAAUUGAUGUGAUCUCCAAUGUUCUGGGAUUCUUGAAUAAUCCAGCUGAUCUUAUCCGUGCCAGUGCAGUUUCGCGCUCUUGGCGCCAUCAUGUGGUUGCAAAUGGCCUUUGCAAAAAGCUUUGGUUGAGAAAGUUUCCUCAAGUUACCAAUGUUGCCUAUGCAGUUGAAGACAGUGACGGAAUAACUAAACUUUCAAAUAUUUCAUCAGGAAGUCCCGCAAACUGGGAGGCUCUCAAGAGGGAUCAUAAAAUCUACUCUUUUCUAUUACAGCCUCUAGCAAAGCCAAUAAUUUCUCCCAAGGACUGCUUAGGAUUUCCAAUUGGUGCUUCCAGUACGGAUCAUGAUCUAGCUGAAAAUGUUAUUAAUACUCUGACACCAAUUGACAGAUAUCCCGGCGGUGCUUCAUACUGGUCUAGCAAAGGAGAGAAGGACCCUAAUGUGCCUGAGAAUAUAUUGUACAGACUAAACACUAGUAUCUCAAUUGUGACUGAAGUCCAUAUACGACCCUUUCAAGCAUUUUGGGAGCCUGGAAGGCCUGUUUACUCACCGAAGUCAGUGCGGUUUCGGUUGGGUCGUCCGAAAUCCAUGGUAGAUGUGGAGAUUGAUGUCUGCCCAGUUCAACAGCCUUCUGUUGACAAGUAUAUAUGGACAUAUACUUCACCAGUGUUCCCUAUGGCACAGGAAUCAUGCUUGCAACAAUUCAAGCUACCAGAACCUGUUGUUUGCGUGGGUGGAAUCUUUCAGAUUGAACUGUUUGGCAGGGCUCGGAGAGGUCCAAUAGAUGGACUGUUCUACAUAUGUUUGGGUUACAUUAGAGUCCUGGGGCAUUCCCUUGAGCCGGCAUUCAACCUUGAGAUGUAUCCAUCAGGAGAGCUGCAGCUGAAGUAUUAUCCUCAUGCUCUUGAAGUUCUUCAUCGAAGCUUUUCUGGUGAACGUUCUUCAUCUGUAGACGAAGCAGAGAGUGAAAGGCUGCUGCACAGGGCGGAGUUGCUGCUGGAGGAGAUGGCUGAGGAGGUACUUGAUGAAUGGGAUUAAGCUGAGGAUGGGUAUUAAAUAAAGGUCCUUAUUCUGUAAGGCGAACUAGUUUGAUGCACUGGUUUAUGUCCAGUUCUUGCUGCAUGUAUGUUGAAACAAUACUAGCUACAAAAUACUAAAACGUAUGAGGGUGUCUCAAUACUUUUUAUAUUUAUAAUUUAUGGUUUACUUGUUACCAAGUAUUUCUUCA